Molecule: messenger RNA, 4952 nt
Organism: Eriocheir sinensis (Chinese mitten crab)
Lineage: Eukaryota; Metazoa; Arthropoda; Malacostraca; Decapoda; Varunidae
Product: CD109 antigen-like
Cellular component (GO): extracellular region
Molecular function (GO): endopeptidase inhibitor activity; protein binding
Source: RefSeq, a predicted model, not a curated record
AUGCUUCAGUACACACUCAUACGCACAAAUUAUUCUUCCUCCUCACCCUCAUCUUUGUGUUUCCAGGACCCCCGCGGCCGCACGAUGCGUCGCUGGCCAUCAAUGCAGACCAGUCAUGGGGUGAUCAACCUGAACUUCGACCUGCCCGAGUACCCGCUGGUGGGCCCGUGGACGCUGAGGGUGAAGGCCAGGACCCAGACGAACGACAAGAUAAUACAGGUGGAACACUACUUCAGGCCGCGGUUUGAGGUCUUCGUGCGACUGCCUCCCACCCUGAAGACAUCCGACGAGGUGGUGGAGGGCGUCGUGGUUGCCAACAUGACCAACUGGAGGGACGUCUUCGGGAACCUGACCCUCAAGCUGCAGUAUGCGCCGGCUGGACACCACACACCCCACCCGCCUUACCUCAACUUGGCAGAUAACUUCACGGACGUCCACGAAGAGUUCAUCAUGCCCUUCCGCGGCUUCCACCCCUUCGCGCUCCCACUCUCCAAGGUGACGGAGCGGCUGGGGGGCAACAUACGAGGAGCGACGGUACGGGUGUGGGCGGCCGUGGGAGACGCCUUCGGGUGGCAGGUGCAGACGGGCUGGGCGCUGGCGAGGGUUGUGGAGGAGCAGGUGAAGGUGGCGUUCCUCGGUGACCAGCCUCUCAUCUUCCACCCAGGCAUGCCCGUCACUGUGAAUGUGUUUGCCACGUACCAGGAUGACCACCCAUUGCCCGAGGACUUGCUUCUGGACAGCCGCAUUACCGUCACCAUCGCCAUCGCGGGAGGCAAGAGUCAGGUGGAGUCGCUGGUGCUGGGCGGGGCCGAGCUCGCCGAGGGGCAGGGCGUCGGUCAGGUGAAGUUCGACAUACCGGUGAACGCCCUCAGCUUCAAGGUGGACGCCAGCCUGGUGACGGGCAGCGGCCUCUCAGCCUCGGCGACCCUGGUGGCCCAGAAGCAGCACUCUCCCCGGGACCGCCACCUCCAGGUCGAGACGUCCACCCCAGACUCCAACCCGGGGGAGUUCAUCACACUGCACGUCAGAAACAACUUCUACAUGGAACACUUCAACUAUGUGGUCAUGUCUGAGGGCGCCGUGGUGUACAGUGGCCGUGAGCCGGUCGGUGAUCUCACGCCUCCCACCGUCACCACUUUCUCGCUGCCUGCCUCCGCCGAGAUGGCCCCGGUCGCGCGUAUCCUGGUGUGGACGGUGACUCAGGACGGCCAGAUGGUCUCACAUGCUCUCGCCGUCCCCGUCAACCCACUGGGGCGCCACGAGGUGGGCAUCAGGUGGAACGAGCACAAGGACCACUCCGGCGGCUCCGUGGAGAUGAAGAUGCUGGGGGAGGGCGGCGCCUUCUUCGCUGUCUCGUCCAUGUGGGAGGAGACGCACCUCAUGGACGCCGGGCACGAGCUGGACCCGGCGCGCAUCCUCACCGAGAUGAUGCGGCUGGACCAGAUGACGGACGCGCUGAGGCUGCGGCGGACCAACACCUCGGUGCCCCACGUCCGCCGGGCCUCCACGCGAUCACGUGACGGGGCCGGGGCGUGGGUGCACUUCUUCCCCACCUCCAUCGCCGGCCCGGACGCGCCCACGACGUUCAAUUUCACGGACAUGUUGGUGCUGACGGACGCCGACCUCUUCUACCACCCACACCACGCGUCAGAAACGCCAGAUUGCAGUCCAGGUCAACUGAAGUGCCUGACGGGGGGCUGCUACCCAAUGGCCGAGCGAUGCAACGGGAAGUUUGCCUGCUCAGACCACUCCGACGAGUCAGGAUGCCCCAUCGAUAUAGACCCCCUGAAGACCUUCCGCCUGUACCGCAUCAGUCGCCUGCAUCGCUUCUACGACCCCGACGACGGCGACUGGGCGUGGCGGGACGUGCGGGGCCUCGGCACCGAGAUCCAGGUGUUCCCCAUCCCCAAGCGGCCGCAGAACUGGGUCCUGUCCAUGUUUGCUGUGGGGAAGGAGCUCGGUCUGGGCCUGCUGCAGGAGAAGAUACAGUUUGACUCUGCGGGGCCGUUCAUGAUCACGCUGGAGGGCCCGUCGGUCGCCCGCCAGUGGGAGCAGGUGGGGCUGCGCGCGUGUGUCUUCAACUUCCACAACAGCAAGGUGGGCGUGCUGGUGACGCUGCCGGACGAGUCCGAGAGAGUGAGAGAGAGAGAGAGCGUGGUGACCUCCUACAAGCCUCGGACGGCGACAGAGAGAGAGAGAGAGAGAGUGCAGUUGGAUCCCGGAGAGUCGCGUGACGUCCACAUCCCUAUCAUGUUCACCCACAUGGGCACGAUCGAGGUGGAGGUGAUCGGCUCCACCAUGAUGCAGAAGGACUCGGACUCCAUCACCAUUGAAGUGGGCGCUGAGGGCGUGUCCAUCGGCAAACACACUUCCAUUCUGCUCGACCUCAAGAACCGCGCGCUGGUCUACGAGUUCAUGGACAUCCAGCUGGACGAGGUGCCGGAGAUCCCCUACUCGCUGGACCGCCGCUACAUCUACGACACGCCCGCCGGCCACAUCUCCAUCACGGGGGACGUGGUGGGCCCGGCCUUCCCCAACGUGCCGGUGGACAGCGCCUCGCUCCUCGGCCUGGACAUGAUGGGCGCAGAGACCGCCGCCUACAACUUCGCCGCCAACCUGUGGACGCUGCACUACCUGCGCCUCACCAACCAGCUGGAGGGCUCGCUGACCUACCAGGUGCUGACGGCCGUGAACGUGGAGUACGCCGCCAUCGCUCGCUACCAGGAUGAGAACGGCGCCUUCAGAAUGUGGCCGGACUCGGAGCCCAGCGUGUGGCUCACCGCCUACAUCUUGCGGACGCUGUGGCUUGCGAGCUUCCAGGACUGGGAGAACCUGAUCUUCAUCGAUCCCGACGUGGUGAAUGAAGCGACGGCGUGGCUGCUGGACUACCAGGCCUCGGACGGCUCCUUCUACGAGACCCCGAACCACACCCACCCGCUCGACUCCAAGGCCAACCCGCCGCCAUACUACAAGCCCGGCACCACUGCGGAGAACGGCGUUAUCCUGACGGCGCAGGUGGUGCUGACGCUGGUGGCCGUGCUGCCCUCCAUGCAGGGGAAAAACCGGGCGAGGGUCAACAUUGCCAAGACCAACGCCAUCAGGUACCUGGAGAGGGAGCUGGAGAGCCACCACGACCCCUACGAGGUGGCGAUGGUCGCGUGGGCGCUCUCCAAGGCCGACUCCAGCAAGAAAGAAACGGCCUUCAACCUCCUGGACAGCAUGAAGAGGGAGCACGGUAACAAGGUGUACUGGUCUCGUGAGCCCAUAUCCUUCAACAACUUGGUGUACGAGAACAGCCAACGCCCUUUCAUGCUGCCCAAGGAUGACCAGAAGUGGGACGCACACGCCGUCGAGACCACCGCCUACGCCCUGCUCGUGUAUUUGGCCCGCGACGGCAUUGGGAUCAUUCAAGAGAACAUUGUGCGCUUCCUGGCUGUGAUGCGGGAGCUGGACGGCGGGCUCAUCUCCACCCUGGACAGCGUGGCGGCCAUGGAGGCGCUCGUGGAGUACUCGUACCGCGCUCGCCUCAGGGACGUGACGGACAUGCGGGUCGUCAUCGAACACUCUGCCGACCCCAACUUCACCGUGGACGUCAACAACAAUCUCGAACUGGCGGAGCUGCGGUCUUUUGAGCUGAGCAACAUCUGGGGCCACUUGAGCAUCGUGGGCCACGGGUCGGGCCAGGCGCUGGUCCAGCUCGACUACAGCUUUGGCGUGGAUGUGGAGCCCCUGCUGGACUACCCGCCAGUGCCUGCUUUCGACUUCUCAGUCUAUUCAGAGUUUUAUGGCAGAAAUAAUUCUCACCUUCGCUUCACUGCCUGUCAGAGGUGGACCAACUUGGAAGAGUCUGAGACGAGUGGCGUGGCGGUGGUUGAGGUGCAUCUCCCCUCUGGUUACUACGUGAUGCAGGACGACCUCAUCCGCCUGGUGGAGUCCCGGACCGUGAGGAACCUGCGCUGGGCCUACCGCACCAGCACACAGGUCAAGUUCUUCUUCAAUAAUCUGGACUCAGAGGAGACGUGCGUGACAUACGAGGUGGAGCGCUGGCACCCUGUCGCCAACCACUCCCGCUACAACAUGGCGCGAGUGUACGACCUCUACCAGCCUGAGCGCUUCAACAUGUCGCUGAUGGAGGUGUACCCCCUAUACGACCUGGACCUGUGCGAGGUGUGCGGCUCCUACCAGUGUCCUUACUGCCCCUUCUACAGCAGCGCACCGCCACUGCCUCCAGCGCCCAUGGCCAUCCUUCUGUCCUUGCUGGUGUUACUGCUGCUUCAGGUGUCAGUGACUGGCAGAGGCUUCUGCUGACCCAAACUGCACGCCUGCAUAUUCUGAAGGAAAGAAAAAUAGUACCACUAAUGUUGUCGUGAAUGUGCCAAUGAAGACACAUGAGGGAGAAGGAGAGGGAAAGGAGAGAGACAGGACGUACACGUCUUACUCAAACAAGCAUCGUCGCUCUCUACACAGUCUCACAGACCCCUCCUGCCACUGUUUUCUGCUGAGCACAGGAGGAAGACACAGGAUAACAUAUCGUGUGACAAUAUUAGAGGGAGGGCAGUUUUGAUGAUGUAUUGAUUUAGUGAUGAUAGGUCUAUUUUUCCAUACUCUGGGAUGAUAGUUGUAGAGAGAUUGCUUUAUUACACAAACCUAUUGUGUAUUAAAAAUAUAUAUUGUUGCAUUGCGUUUGAUAUUCAUAAGUGUUGUUGCUGUGCUGCAUAUGUAAGCACAUAAAAGUAUACUACUGCUACCACUACUACUAAAACUGCUACUAUAGUCGAUUACAUUUCAUCCGUCCAUCCACAAAGUGUGAAUUUUGAUGAAUAUGGCACAUGCGUAUUAAUUGUUAGUUCAUGACUGGGCAAAAAGAUCAACUUGUGAUAAAUAUUUAAACUACUAUUUUCAAUUAUAUUGGAAUAUUUAUGUAUAUGAAAAAAAAAAAAAAAAAACAAAAA